CUUCAACUACAUUAGAAUACAACAAACAAUAUAUUUACAAAUCACCACAAAACCAAUAUCAAUGGUUUUGUAAUGCAUUUGCAUAUGGCCUUAUGAUCAUCACAGAAGAUCCUAUAUAUCCAAAGAAGUUAGCAUGCGAAGAAUCAAACAAAGUGUGGAAAGAAAUUAAAAACAAAUCCAAAAACGUAAUAGAAAACAUUAUAGAAAGUUUAACUAUAAAUACAAUUCCUACUAUUCUAGACCUAGUUCCUGCUCAAAAUUUCACUGCUGCUUCUUCAGUUCAGAAUAGAAUAAUCGGGGAGAUCGUUGUUCCAGAUGCACCACCACCAAAUGCUGCGGCGCAGCAUAAAGUAACAGAAGCCAUUGUUAAAAUAAAUAGUGAAAUUGAGAAAUGUCAAAAAACCUAUAACACAACAACCGACCAAGAGGUCAAGUUUAAAUUAUUAGAACACAUACAAUGUCUUAAGCAAACUCUCUAUACUGAGAACAAAGAGUUACAAGAAAAUCAACAAGUAGUGAAAUACGAUUCGCCCGAGCAUCCUUCUUUAUUGUUCAAGCAUCCAGACUUGCUUGAACAAAUUCAUAAUAAAAAAAAUUAUAAUGAACACAUCUCUUAUACUACAGUAUGUAAUUACCUGUUACCACGUCAUCAAAAUUCUAUAGCAGCAAGAAAGCACCAUCAUCCGACUAAUAUUCAG
Cetraspora pellucida is the source of this 698-nucleotide messenger RNA. NCBI's taxonomy places the organism in Eukaryota, Fungi, Glomeromycota, Glomeromycetes, Diversisporales, Gigasporaceae. The record is from the annotation of a GenBank genome assembly.